Molecule: messenger RNA, 1135 nt
Organism: Planococcus citri (citrus mealybug)
Lineage: Eukaryota; Metazoa; Arthropoda; Insecta; Hemiptera; Pseudococcidae
Exons: 6
Coding region: 230-985 (251 amino acids)
Source: RefSeq, a predicted model, not a curated record
GCGUAAAACGGGUUUUGGUGUAACCUCUUUCAAUGUAUAGAUGUUGGAUUGUCCCUGGGUGAACCAUGAUAAUUUUAUACAAUUUUUACGAAAAACGAGUAACGAAAUUGAUUCAUUCUAAGAAAAUGUCGUAUAAAUAUUGAAGAUAUCAUACGUUUUUAGAAUCAGUAAAGUUCAUUCUACAAAAUUAUAUUUUAAUUCAAAUUUGCGGUUUUGUUUCCUUAGAAGAAUGGUGGCGUGCUUUGUCUAUGGUUGUAAGCAUCGGUCAGAUCGUGCUAAUGCCCAAAAAUGCCGGUUCAAAAGAUUUCCACGAGAAACCAAAAUGUUAACUAAAUGGAUAGAUGUUAUUAGGAGAAUAGACAAACUCCCCAAUGAACACAGCAGAGUGUGUAUGUGCCACUUCGAGACUCAGGAUUCUUCAAUUCCGUCGAUAUUCCCGUGGAAUAUCAACAAAAGGUUCGAUUUCAAUUUCAAAUCACCAGAAAGGAGGACCAGGAAGAAAAAUGAUAGAUCAUUUUCACAGAACGCUGAAACGGGUGCAGAAUGUUUACGUACUGAUGGCGGGAUACAUUUUGCUGCUAGAAUAGAGAAUGUAGUGUGUUCAGAUAUUGAUGAUGGAAUACAUUGCCUACAGGAUGUCGAAUCAGAUCCGCUAGAGACUGAAAGGCUCGAUGAAAUAAACCCGUAUUUGAAACUAGAUGUGGAAAAAUUAAAGAAUGAGAAUAAAGAUUUUUGGGCACGAAUUCGUUCCUUCGCUUCUGUGCAAGAUGAAUUUGAAAAAUUGAGAAAUGAUUAUAAAAGGCUCCAUGAAAUAAACUCGUAUUUGAAACUUGAUGUGGAAAAAUUGAAGAAUGAGAAUGAAGAUCUUAAGGCACAAAUUCGUGCCUUCGCUACUGUAAAAGAUGAGCUUCAAGAUGUGAAAAAGGAAUACGAAGAUUCAACUCAGCAGAAUUUUGUAGAAUGCGUAGAAUGGAAUAAAUUUUGAAAUAUCAAAUGUAGAAAAAAUGUUCCGAUUAAGUGAUUUGGUUGGAAAAUUGAACUUUACCAAGCUUUUACUUUACUUUUAGAUGGUUAAUUUUAAUUUGUUAAUUAAUUAUGUUCUUUUUUUACUAUUAUAAAAUGCUGAAAUCUGAAA